UUGUAUAAAAGUUCCUUUUUAUUAUGGUCAUCAACUGAAAGUAAUUUCAAUGCAAAUGUAGGAGACUUUCAUUAAAAACUGCUUAUACCAUUGAAAAGUUUUCUCCACCGUAGGUACACUGGUUCUUUCAAAAAAAAAAAAAGAGAGCCAAUAUUGCUAACAAUUUCAAUUGAGAAAGGAUUCUGCUUUUCAAAUUAGAACGUAAUUCUACUUUUCAGUGAAUUAUUUCCCAAGGGAGACAUUGAAUAAUGUGCGAUAAAUACAAUUUUCCACUGAAUUUUAUGAACUUUUACAAUUGACACACUUUUGCAUGGAAAAUAGAGGAAAAAUACGCAGGAAUGAACAGGAAUAAAAACAAAUGAAAUUUCCACCAAAAUGUUCUCUUGGGCAGUAUAAAAGGUUAUAUCUGUAUAGUUCUUUUGGAUCCAAUGUAUUGUCAGGGGGUGCAGAGAAAAAAAGCAUUGGACCAAUUGUUUACAUGUACAUGAAUUGUUCAUCCCUGAAGCUCAUCUAUAUUUUUCUUUUUUAUCUUUCACUUUUCCUCUAUUUCCAUCCGAGAUUUUCCUCUCGCGCGCAGUGUUUAAAAAUAGCCCCAACAACGAUUUUUCUUUCUCCCUCACACCAAUUGGUUUUUCCAAUUGGGGACGGGGGAGAGGGUCAGUAGAUCUGGGGGGAUUUUUCGAUGAUGAUCUGUGUAGAAGAAUGAGGUGUGUAUAUUUUCCCAACACAACUCAGUUAAUUUUCGCGUCUGACGAGACAAUUUUGCUCCACUUUGGCUGAGACAAAAAAAUAUUGCAUGGUGAGUCAGUUUUGGGAUUUACUCUGGGAUUGACGUGUAAAUUUCCUUCCUGCCUUGGAGAUCAUUUGUUGAUUAAUUGUUUGUGCAAAAAGAAUAAAUGUAGAAUUUUUACAGAUUUUUUUUAUUGGGUGAAAAUUCAAAGAGAAUGGCAAUGGAUUAUGUUGACUAAUUAAUUUGUGAAAAGCUGAAAAAGACAAUAAAGAAAAAUUGUUGGUGAAAAGUGAAAUAUUUAUUUUUUGAGGAAAAAAAAUGAGAAGAAGGAGGAAAUAUAAAGGAGUGUCACUGGAGGAAUUUUCCACAAAAAGAGCAAAAAUUUCCUCUUUGUUUUUUACCUUGUGUGUUUAGCAAAUAAUACAAGGAAAAAUAGAGGAAGAUUGUGAAGAAUUCUGUGGAAUUUAUUCUUGGUGCCUUUAAGAAUUUGUUUUUCUAAAAAAAAAAAAAAUAUUAAAGAUACAGUGCUUAAAAGAGAUCUUUCUACAUCAUAUUUUUCAACUGAGGGUGUGUCAGUGAAAAAUGGUCCAGUGAAAGUGAAUUUUUUUCAAGCAAAACUUUACUGUAUACUAUCUUAUUCCCAAAAAAAUACUUCCACCCUCAAUCCCAAAAUAAUGAUUGAUUGGGUGUCAAUUGUAAGACAUUCAAGGCGUCGAUUCUCCAAUUAUGUGGGUGCAAGGGCUCCAUUGAGGAUUAAGAAACGUCGGAGAACACCCACAGCAUCACCCACAAAUGAUCGAGCACAGUAUUCAUGCUGUUGCACUCAUAAUCAGCAACGAUUCCGAGGCAAUGAGGAAGUUCAGCAAUCUGAAAAGAAGGAGAGUGAAAAGCAAGCACCUCCAUCAUCAUCCUUGGCAGGAGCCACUGACAAGGAACACCAACAACCUGUUGGACGAAAAUCCGAAUCACCUUCAAAGUAUUUGGCUCACACACCGGCCGUCAAUGAUGCUAAACACGUGAAUGGUGAUGAUAGUUGGCAAUAUGAGGAUAUUACGUUGGAAAGGGGAAAUUCAGGAUUGGGUUUCAGCAUUGCUGGAGGCACAGAUAAUCCUCACAUUGGUACUGACACCUCCAUCUACAUCACCAAGUUGAUUCCGGGUGGGGCUGCAUCGGCCGAUGGUCGUUUGGGGGUGAAUGAUUGCAUCAUUUCUGUGAAUGAUGUCUCAGUGGUGGAUGUACCCCAUGCAAGUGCUGUGGAGGCACUCAAAAAGGCGGGAAAUGUUGUGAAGUUGCACGUGAGACGGAAGAGAAUGCCACCGGGUCCAAAAAUAAUUGAAAUUGAUCUGGUCAAGGGUGCCAAGGGAUUGGGAUUCUCAAUUGCUGGUGGCAUUGGGAAUCAACAUAUUCCCGGCGACAAUGGCAUCUAUGUGACGAAGAUCAUGGAUGGUGGUGCAGCUGGGGUUGAUGGACGGAUGAGUAUUGGGGAUAAAUUGGUGGCGGUGAGGCAUCCGACGGGACAGGAGAAGAAUCUGGAGAAUGUGACGCAUGAGGAAGCCGUAGCUACGCUCAAAUCCGUCACGGAUCGGGUGACAUUAGUUAUUGGGAAGGCGCAGCAUGCUGUUGCGCCGCCGCAGAAUACCAUGGGUCUGGGCCACGUGAAUUCUCACUCAACAGGUGCCGUCAACAGCAUCGGGCAGAAUGUCGUGGACUAUGCCAAUUCUGCUGGAGAUCGAGCACAUUCACCGCAUCAAGCUCUGGAGACAUCGUCGUCGCGAUAUGCUUCAUCCAAUGUUCUCGCUGCUGUUCCACCUGGAACCCCACGAGCUGUCAGCCAUGAAGAUAUAACGAGGGAAGUGCGAACAAUUCAAAUCGGCAAAGGACCUCAGGGUCUCGGCUUCAAUAUUGUUGGCGGUGAGGAUGGACAAGGUAUUUAUGUGUCAUUUAUUCUGGCUGGUGGGCCGGCUGAUGUGGGUGGUGAGCUGAAGCGUGGUGAUCAGUUGUUGAGUGUAAAUGGGGUAAAUUUGCGCAAUGCCACGCACGAGGAAGCCGCUCAGGCCCUCAAAAAUUCUGGCCCCAAUGUCACCCUGGUGGCUCAGUAUCGUCCUGAGGAUUACAAUCGCUUCGAGGCUCGCAUACAUGAGCUGAAGCAACAGGCGGCCAUUAAUGCUGGCACAGGGACGCUGCUGAGGACGUCACAGAAGCGCUCACUGUACGUGAGGGCGCUCUUUGACUAUGAUCCCAAUCGCGAUGAUGGUCUGCCAUCGCGCGGAUUACCCUUUAAGCAUGGUGAUGUACUGCAUGUAACCAAUGCAUCCGAUGAUGAGUGGUGGCAGGCCAGGCGCGUGCUGGGUGACGGAGAAGAGGAAGGCAUCGGCAUUGUGCCGUCCAAGAGGCGGUGGGAGCGAAAAAUGCGCGCCAGGGAUAGAAGUGUCAAAUUCCAGGGACAUCCCACUAAUAAUCUAGAUAAGCAAUCAACACUCGAUCGCAAAAAGAAGAAUUUCUCAUUCUCAAGAAAAUUCCCAUUUAUGAAGAGCAAAGACGACAAGAAUGAAGAUGGAUCUGAUCAAGAACCAAAUGGCAAUGCAACUCCAGACAUUGAUGCAGAUCAGCAACCUUUUAUGUUGUGCUACACUCAGGAUGACGCUAAUGCUGAAGGAGGCGAGAUAAUCUACAGAGUGGAGUUACCCGAUAUGGAGCAGAUUACGCUAAUCUACCUGGAGAAUAGUGAUGCUGACUAUCCCACAGAGGAGAAUGUUUUGUCUUAUGAACCAGUACAGCGCCUUUCUAUAAAUUACGCAAGACCCGUGAUUAUUUUGGGUCCUCUCAAGGAUCGCAUCAAUGAUGAUUUAAUUUCUGAGUUUCCUGACAAAUUUGGCUCCUGUGUUCCACAUACAACACGACCGAAGAGAGACUACGAAGUUGAUGGGCGUGAUUAUCAUUUUGUAUCAUCACGUGAGCAAAUGGAGAGAGAUAUUCAGAAUCACUUGUUCAUUGAGGCAGGACAGUACAAUGACAAUCUGUACGGAACAUCGGUGGCGAGUGUCCGUGAAGUGGCAGAAAAGGGAAAGCACUGUAUCCUCGAUGUUUCCGGCAAUGCAAUAAAGCGCCUUCAAGUUGCUCAAUUAUAUCCAAUUGCAAUAUUCAUAAAGCCCAAAUCCAUUGAUUCAAUUAUGGAAAUUAAUCGACGAAUGACUGAAGAGCAAGCGAAGAAAACCUUCGAGAGAGCUUUGAAGAUGGAGCAAGAAUUUGGCGAAUAUUUUACAGCCGUUGUUCAAGGGGACAACAUCGAGGAGAUCUACAAUAAGACAAAGAAGGUGAUCUGGAGCCAACAGGGCCCAACGAUCUGGGUGCCAUCGAAGGAACCACUAUGACCAACGGCAACCACUACAUGGACACUGCCACCAAGAUCAAGGGCCAGGCCUGUGUCUCGAUCUGGCUACAAUCACUAAAUCUUAACCACAUGAAUUUAAUUGUUGUUUCGACAGAGUCUUUUUCUUCUUGUGCGCGCAAUGAUGAUCCCUCUCCACAUUCAUUUCCUGUUUUUUUUUAAUUAAUUCUUCUUCAGUGGAGGGAGGGGAGAUGGAGUGUGAGAAGAUGAGCAAGAAAUUGUAUUAUUUGCUUCUUAUUUUAUUUUUUCUUAACCUCUUUUUUUUCGUUUAUCAGCAUUGAAAAAAGUUUUUUUUUUUCAAUUCAUAUUCAUUUUACAAAAUAAAUUACAAAUUUAUUGAUAAUAGUGUUAAAACAAAAAAAACUUGUAGAGGUUUUUUUCUUUUAUUUUUAGAUGGAGUCAAUUCUUCUAUCAAUCUCUUUGAUCUAAUAGAAAAAAAAUAUUAUUUACAAUCUACAUUAUUUUGGAUUUUUCUUCCAGAGAAUGAUUUUACAAGAGAAAUAUCGCUGCCAUGUCUCAAAUGUGAGAUUUUUCUCACUAGAAAUAUAUUUAAAAAGUAUUUUAUUUUCUCAUUUGACUCCAUCAGAAAUUUUUUUGAUUUUUAUUUCAUCAUAAUUAUUAUUUUUCUUUUCAUGUAUUUUAUUUAUUUAUUGCGAUGGAUGGAAGAUUUAAAAAAAAUAGUAUGAAUAAUUUUUUGAGAAGUUGACAUACAUUUUAAAGGCAGAUGAAGGAAAAAACUAUUACGUAGGACGAGUAAAAAAAGUAAGUAAAAAAAACUAUAUAUACACAAGAAUAAAUGUUUGUUGACGAAAAUGAUUAUUAAUUGUAUUAUUGAUUAUUAAAAGAAAAGAAGAUUGAAAAAAACAGAGAGAGAUAAGGAAAAAAAAACAAAUAAAUAUUUAGACAGAUCAUGAUUAUUCUAUUUAGCUAGCUAACUACAAAUCAGUAAUUUAUCUCUAUUUACGCAUAAUGAAAGCGAAAAAGAAAGUUUUAUCUCUAUUUAAUGGACAAAGAAAAAUAAAUAAUGCGAAAAUGCAGCAAAGCACUUGUAAGUAAUAUCCAUUUUUUCGGAGAUAUUCAUUGAUAAAAGAUUACCACAAAGUAAGAAACACGUCCCUUCCCCAUUUAAUGGAAGAAAACAAAUCUAAGAAAAAAAACCCUCUAAUAUUUAAAAAAGAAAUAAUUAAUCAAAAAAAAUGAGAAAAGGAAUAUCUUGUCAUAUUUAAAGCAUUCUUCAUUCGCAUCUCUCUCUUGCAUUCUAACAUUUAAUAUUGAUAAAAAAAUAGAUAUUCUGUGAACAAAAAAUAAAAGAAAAUCUUCAACUUAAGCAAUUUUUUUCGAAGAGAAGAAUAAAGAAAAAAUUAAUUUUUAGUGUGACAUAUAUUUCUUCGAAUCACGUAUCCCCGAAAAAUUACUCGAAUUUUCUCACUUAUAGACAAAUUUUCAAAAGAAAUAACUAAAAUUAAUUUGUAGUAAAUAAAAAGCAACACCGAAAUGUUGAAGAUUUUAUCUCAGAGAGAAGAAGAAGAAAAAAAAUGAAGAAAAAGAUUAUUUUGUAAGCUUCUAUAUACAUGAUUAUAUUGAAAGAAGAUUUUAUUAACAAAUUUGACAAAUUGUAUAAAAUAAAA
Messenger RNA from Phlebotomus papatasi, 5746 nucleotides. RefSeq names its product disks large 1 tumor suppressor protein (gene dlg1). NCBI's taxonomy places the organism in Eukaryota, Metazoa, Arthropoda, Insecta, Diptera, Psychodidae. Gene Ontology annotation, biological process: chemical synaptic transmission. The transcript has 14 exons. The coding region runs from base 1405 to 4101 and encodes 898 amino acids. The record is from RefSeq and is a predicted model, not a curated record. Gene Ontology annotation, cellular component: neuromuscular junction; postsynaptic density membrane; neuron projection. Gene Ontology annotation, molecular function: kinase binding.